Ailuropoda melanoleuca (giant panda) is the source of this 2711-nucleotide messenger RNA. It is a transcript of the gene CNOT10, whose product is annotated as CCR4-NOT transcription complex subunit 10. The transcript is spliced from 19 exons. The record is from RefSeq and is a predicted model, not a curated record. Gene Ontology annotation, biological process: negative regulation of translation; mRNA catabolic process. Gene Ontology annotation, molecular function: protein binding. Gene Ontology annotation, cellular component: CCR4-NOT complex. The coding region runs from base 16 to 2406 and encodes 796 amino acids. NCBI's taxonomy places the organism in Eukaryota, Metazoa, Chordata, Mammalia, Carnivora, Ursidae.
AUUGUUUGGUUCAAAAUGAGGCCUGUUGGCUUAAAAGGUGUCAAGGUUUUUGCUCCUAAGAGCUCUGUGCGCCUGAAAGGUCAGCCAUGUUCGAUAGGCCAGAGUAGAAGGAAAGUCAAGCUUAUGGAUGAACGGCCAUACACUCUUACAAUUGGCAAUGGAGACUACUUUUGGACAAAUAAGGACACAUUAUGGAAUUAUGUGCGGACUCUUUCUGAUCAGGGAGCAGAGAAACAUGAAGGGACAAGUCAGUCCUCUGGGAUCACUGAUCAAGAGAAGGAGUUGUCCACCAGUGCUUUCCAAGCUUUCACGGCUGGAAAUUAUGAUGCCUGUCUGCAGCACCUUGCUUGCUUGCAAGAAGUAAACAAAGAUGAUUAUAAAAUAAUUUUGAAUACAGCAGUGGCUGAGUUUUUUAAAAAUAACCAAACGACAACAGAUAGUUUAAGACAAACACUUAACCAGCUGAAGAAUCAGGUCCACUCGGCUGUUGAAGAAAUGGAUGGAUUAGAUGAUGUAGAGAACAGCAUGUUGUAUUACAAUCAGGCAGUCAUUCUUUAUCAUCUGCGGCAGUACACAGAAGCAAUAGCAGUUGGUGAAAAACUUUACCAGUUCAUAGAACCUUUUGAAGAAAAAUUUGCCCAAGCAGUGUGUUUUUUGCUUAUAGACCUAUAUAUAUUAACCUAUCAAGCUGAGAAAGCUUUGCAUCUUCUUGCUGUCCUAGAAAAAAUGAUUUCACAGGGCAACAAUAACAAAAAUGGGAAGAAUGAGACUGGUAAUAACACCAACAAAGACGGAUCAAAUCAUAAAGCUGAAAGUGGAGCCCUAAUAGAAGCUGCAAAAUCAAAGAUACAUCAGUAUAAAGUAAGAGCUUAUAUCCAAAUGAAGUCCCUGAAAGCAUGCAAAAGGGAAAUCAAGUCAGUCAUGAACACAGCUGGAAAUUCCGCACCCUCUCUGUUUCUUAAAAGCAAUUUUGAGUACUUAAGAGGCAAUUAUCGAAAAGCUGUGAAGCUAUUAAAUAGUUCAAACAUUGCUGAACAUCCAGGAUUCAUGAAAACAGGUGAAUGCUUGAGAUGCAUGUUCUGGAAUAAUCUUGGUUGCAUCCAUUUUGCCAUGAGCAAGCACAAUUUGGGAAUUUUCUACUUUAAAAAGGCUCUACAGGAGAAUGACAAUGUUUGUGCACAGCUCAGUGCAGGCAGCACUGAUCCAGGUGAGCCCAUUGCUGGGGGACAGUUCGUAUUUUACUACUUGAGAGCUUUAUACCUGCAUAUGAGAGUCUGCCUGACUUUAUAUGACUACCUGGGAAUCCACCUGCAGGUAACUCAGAGACUUUGGGUGAAAGGGAAGAUAAAAGCAGUUGACAUCAUCAAGUUCCCAUAUUGUAUCUUACAGACUGCUGAACAAGAAACUAAAGGCCUUCCGAGUAAGAAAGGAAUUGUACAGUCUAUUGUUGGUCAAGGCUAUCAUCGUAAAAUAGUUCUGGCAUCACAGUCCAUACAGAAUACUGUAUAUAAUGAUGGACAGUCUUCAGCCAUUCCUGUAGCCAGUAUGGAGUUUGCAGCCAUUUGUCUUAGAAAUGCCUUGUUGCUGUUGCCUGAAGAACAGCAAGAUCCGAAGCAGGAAAAUGGGUCUAAAAAUAGUAAUCAAUUAGGUGGGAACACGGAGAGCAGUGAAAGCAGUGAAACUUGCAGCAGUAAAAGCCAUGAUGGAGAUAAGUUCAUUCCAGCUCCACCUUCUUCUCCAUUGAGAAAACAGGAAUUAGAAAACUUAAAAUGCUCCAUACUUGCCUGUAGUGCUUACGUGGCUCUGGCUUUGGGUGAUAACCUUAUGGCUCUGAAUCACGCUGAUAAACUUCUCCAGCAGCCCAAGCUGUCGGGAUCGCUAAAGUUUUUGGGCCAUUUAUAUGCUGCAGAAGCCCUCAUCUCUCUGGACAGAAUAUCUGAUGCCAUUACUCACUUGAACCCAGAGAAUGUCACUGAUGUUUCCUUAGGAAUCUCUUCAAAUGAGCAGGACCAAGGAUCAGACAAAGGUGAAAAUGAAGCAAUGGAAUCCUCUGGGAAGCGGGCCCCUCAGUGCUACCCCAGUUCGGUCACCUCUGCCAGGACCGUGAUGCUGUUUAAUCUUGGCAGCGCCUACUGCCUGAGGAGCGAAUACGACAAAGCCCGAAAGUGUCUCCACCAGGCGGCUUCGAUGAUCCACCCUAAAGAGGUGCCCCCUGAAGCCAUCUUACUGGCAGUCUACCUUGAACUGCAAAACGGUAAUACCCAGCUGGCCUUACAGAUCAUCAAAAGGAAUCAGCUGCUCCCCGCAGUGAAAACACUGUCUGAGAUGAGAAAGAAGCCAGUGUUCCAGCCUGUCCACCCGAUCCAGCCCAUCCAAAUGCCGGCUUUCACUGCACAGAGAAAGUGACAUAUUUGCUCUCGGAAAACUGUUACUUGAGACCCAGGGGAGUAUUUACGGGCCUUUUCAUUUGUAUUGCAGCAAAAUGAAUAAAAGAUGGUGAAAGGUGCUAGUUUUGAAGACACAAUUUUGAAAUGAUUCUAACCCCUGGCUUUUUGGGUUUUUUGUUUGUUUGUUUUUGUUUUUGCCAGAAGCUUACUUAAAAUUAAGGAUUCACAAACUCAUUUUCAUCUGUUUUUCUUUAAUCUUACAUUUUGAGCCAUUAUGUGAUGUAUCCAUGUCAUCGACAAUUAAAAAAUCGUCUUAUCAGAACA